Fonsecaea nubica is the source of this 591-nucleotide messenger RNA. RefSeq lists its product as hypothetical. NCBI's taxonomy places the organism in Eukaryota, Fungi, Ascomycota, Eurotiomycetes, Chaetothyriales, Herpotrichiellaceae. The record is from RefSeq and is a predicted model, not a curated record. The transcript has 2 exons. The coding region runs from base 1 to 591 and encodes 196 amino acids. Gene Ontology annotation, cellular component: nucleolus; preribosome, large subunit precursor. Gene Ontology annotation, biological process: ribosomal large subunit export from nucleus.
AUGGCCAAAACUUCAAAGAUCAAGAAAGAUCCAACAGCGAAUCCGCGAUCCCGGGCCUCAAAGCGAGCCACGUCCCCGUCCAUCGACGUUGACAAAUCCAUCAGAGACGCCCCGCGCGCGUCGGACGCCACGCCGAUCCUGGCCGCUCGUCCGAACGGCGGGAUCACCAAGCCGAAGCGGAAACAAAAGCCUCUUUCCCGCGGGCAACGGCGCAGACAUGAAAAAGGGUUGGCCAGGGCAGAGAUGGUGCAAGAUCAGCAUGCGAGAAAGAUCGAAGAUGCUUCACAUCGUCUGAAGAAGAGGCGCGAGAGGAAGGGCAUGUGGGAGGAAGUCAACGGGACGAACAAAUUCGACAAAUUAAGGGCAGUGCUUGGUGAUGAUGACGCGAAUGAGAAUGACGAGGAUGGAUGGGUGGAUGACAACAUGGAAGAGGUCGACAACGAGGGUGAUCAUGUCGAGAUUCUCGAAAAGUCGACGACAAUUUCCAAGGCGAGGCUAGUAGUGGUAGACCGGACAGCAUCAUCUGUCGCAGCGGCCACCGCACCCAACACGACGACGCAGGAAGAGGACGAAGCGGACAAGAUAACAUAA